AUGGUAUUUCCUAGGCCUUCCUCGGUCUUUGCCCUCCUCUUUUUCUCCUAUGUCGCUGCUUCCUCUUCGGAUCCCUUCGACAACCAGCUAGGUCUCACUCACCCCAAAAUAUCCUCAGAUCAAACUGUUUUAUACAAUGUAACCGAUGAAGUUGUGGCCAAUCAAGGCCCAGGGGGCUCAUGUCAAAGCGCAGACAAGCUCCACCAGAGGGCGUGGGCCGCACAGGGCUGUGACCCUGACCGCUCCAAUGGCUUUUUGUCGUCCCACAAUUGCUUCAACAAAGGAGGCAAGGCUUACUUCUGCUAUCAGAACGGAGAAUCGAAGUGUUGGAACCCGAAGAGCAGCGUCAAGAACGCGAACAAGGAGAACGAGAAGCGCGCAGCCUCGUUCUCGUCUCCUUCUGGGAUCCUAUUCAAGUACGGCUCAACUUCCAGUGCCUCUUCCUCCGGAUCGGCCCAGCCAGAUAUUGCGAACUAUCGUACUGAUAUCGACAUUGGGGGGCAAGCUGUCACUGUCCAGAUAGAUACAGGCUCAACCGACCUCUGGGUGUUUCCACAAGAGACUCUGAAAGAUAUUACGUUUUCUGAGGACGUCAAGUCUCUAAACUUAACUUACGGCGCAGGAUCAGCUGCAGGGCCCGUCGCGUUUGCGCCCUUCUCAAUCGGUGAAUACUCAGUCGAGUCACAAGCUUUUGUGAACGCGACACAGUUCACGGAGUUUCAAGACAUCCUGUUCUCUCAGGGAGUCUUCGGUAUUCUUGGUCUAGGAUUCAAUACCGACGAUGGUGCUUCUCCGAUAUUGUCCGCCGUGGUCGAUGCAUACCACAACUCUACGCAAGGCCAAAGUCCCCUCGGGAACAUCUUCUACCAGGACAAGUCACUUCCCAACUUCAUUUCCAUCAUGCUUGGACGCUCUGGCGAUCUCGACGAAACCUCCGACGGGAUGUUCACGAUAUCAGAAUACGUCCACGGGUUCGAAAACAUUGGGAACAUGCCGAAGUUGGAACAAUACAAUACUGGCUCACAGGCACGAUGGACCGUCUUGUUGGAUGGUGUAUCGGUAAAUGGGAUGAAUAUUCCGUUGAGCUCGAGCUUGAAGGGUGUGCCUAAAAGAAAAUAUGUCACCCUCCUCGACACGGGCGCUACGCAAGCUCGUCUGCCUCAGACCGUCGUUGAUGCGAUUUACGGUGGCAUGCCGAAUGCGACCUUCGACAAGCUGCAUGGGUAUUGGAUUUUACCAUGCAAUUCGACCGCAGACGUUCGCUUUACAUUCGGCGGUCAGGAAAUUCCCAUCCAUCCUCUCGAUCUUACCAAGAUCACGACUUUCCUUACCUCCGACAACAAGAAGACCGUCGUCUGCACCUCCAUUCCAUACAUCACCAACAACUUCAUAGGCCAAGGAUUCGAUGCAUCCCUCGGCGAUGCAUUCCUUCGUAACGUUUACUCCCUCUUUGACUACGGAGACUUCGAAGACCCAGAAAAAAACGACGUCAAGAACGCCUAUAUCCAACUCUUACCUCUCGAAAAACCCAAAGACUCACUCGUAGACUUCAACGACAGUCGCAAGAAAGCACUCGCGCGAAGUGCACCGGAGGCUACGUUUGAGCAAAUUCGACAGACGCUUGGUUCGGCUGCAUCCUCGACUGAUGGACCGUCAUCCCCGGAUCGUGUGGAGGCGGAUGGACCGGGCUCGACGGAUGGUGGCGACUCAGCUGAUCAAAUGGGUUGGUUCGGUCCUGUCGUCGUUGGACUGCUUGGCGGAAACGUUUUGGUUGGGGCCGUCCUUUGCGUGUUGGCGCUGGUUAUGUGCGCGAGGAAGAGAGCGUCGACGGGUCGGAGGGUGAGGGGGGCGCCGAUGUAUGUGCCUGUUGGUUUCAAGGCUGAUGAGUAG
Molecule: messenger RNA, 1890 nt
Organism: Stereum hirsutum FP-91666 SS1
Lineage: Eukaryota; Fungi; Basidiomycota; Agaricomycetes; Russulales; Stereaceae
Product: acid protease
Exons: 10
Coding region: 1-1890 (629 amino acids)
Biological process (GO): proteolysis
Molecular function (GO): aspartic-type endopeptidase activity
Source: RefSeq, a predicted model, not a curated record